Strongyloides ratti is the source of this 1185-nucleotide messenger RNA. Its product is annotated as LD15927p. Bases 1 to 1185 code for a protein of 394 amino acids. The record is from RefSeq and is a predicted model, not a curated record. Gene Ontology annotation, cellular component: nucleus. NCBI's taxonomy places the organism in Eukaryota, Metazoa, Nematoda, Chromadorea, Rhabditida, Strongyloididae. Gene Ontology annotation, molecular function: protein binding. The transcript has 2 exons.
AUGCAAAACGGUUAUGUGAACAAUCCCAUGAUGGCAAAUACAUUAUUAAGGCGGGGAAGUAUUCCAGCUAAUGUAAUUAAUUCUGAAAUGAUGCAACAGCUAAUAACAGGAACAGUUAAUGGAAUUCCAACACCCCAAAUAUCUCAAGGACCAAUUAUAAAUGGAUGUAAUAAAAGAAAUGAAGUAUAUAGAUUUACCUCAGAUCAUCCAUUAUAUAGUAUAGCAAUGUCAAAUAAAGAUAAAAUUCGAAUAUGUAUAGGUAGUAUUCAUUUAAAUAAAGAAAAUUUUCAUAAAAAUAAAUUACAAAUUGUGGAUAUUAAUGAUGAAAGUAAUAAAUUUGAAUUAAAAGAUACAAUUGAUCAUGAAUAUCCUUCUACUAAAGUUUUAUUUAGUCCUGACUCAUCACUUCAAAAUGAAUUAUUAUGUAGUACAUCAGAAUGCCUUAAUCUUUACAAAGUUAAUGAUGAUGGUAAAAUAUCAUUAGUUGGUAAACUUCAUUCGAAACUUAAUACAGAAUAUAAAGGGCCAUAUACUUCAAUGGAUUGGAAUCGUGUUGAUCCAACACUAGUAGGCGUAUCAUCAACAGAUACAACAUGUGUUAUAUGGCAAAUUGAAACAGGACAAGUUGUUGGAACAACAUCUUCUGUAGGAACUGUACAUAAACAAUUAAUAGCUCAUGAUAAAUCUGUAAAUGAUUUUGCCUUUGGUCCAUAUAAUGUAGGUAAAGAUACAUUUGUAUCGGCAGGUUCUGAUUCAAGUAUACGACUUUUUGACGUAAGAGAUUUAAAAAGUUCAACAAUAUUAUAUGAAGAACCAAGUAAAGCAUCAUUAGUUAGAGUCCAAUGGAAUCCAACAAAUGAAAAUUACCUAGCAACAUUAGCAUCUAAUAGUAGUAGGAUCUCCAUUAUUGAUAUAAGAAAACCAUGUACUUUAAUGAAAAAAUGUGAAAAUAUGUUAUCAAAUAUCAAUGCAAUUGCAUGGUCACAGUCAUCCAAAUGGAAUAUAUGUUCUGGUGGGGGUGAUAAACAAGCGUUGAUAUGGCAAUUGAAAGAGGAUAGUAGUGAUGGUAUCUCAUGGAGAACAUAUUGUGCUGAAAGUGAGAUUUGUAACAUAUUUUGGGGUACCAAACAUUCCGAUUGGAUAUGUAUUGCUUUUGAUAAAUCUUUUGAAAUAUUACAUGUUUAA